AUGGGAGUUGCAGUCCCCAUGGGAGUUGCAGUCCCCAGCUGUCUCCUGCGGAGUCGCUUGAUUUCGCAGCUGUCUCCUGCGGAUCCUCUUGGUAACGCAUUUUUCCUUGCGGAGAACUUAUUUGACGCAGAGGUCUCCUGCGGAGAACUUGGUAAUGCAGCGGUCUCCUGCAGAGAACUUGUUGACGCAGCGGUCUCCUGCGGGUCUCAAUUGUCAUCACAGCGUCCCCCUGCGAAGCACUAUUCUUAUGUCACUGGGCUUGGAUCAGCAACAGCCGUCGUCACGGAAGCCUCAGGCCCGAAGGUCAGAGGCGACACACCGCAGCCGCGAUGUGUGAAGAAAGACAAAUGGAUCGGGGGAGGAGCCUGCUUUUAUGGACUUCAGCUACGCUUUCUCGCAAAUACCAGCAGUGCAGGUUUCUCACCGAGGACGGUUCUGGCGGUCGAUGCAAUGUCUUCACCGGUCUUGAUCCAUGAGCUGGACGAUGCUGGCGUAUGGAUCGCCAAUCAUGUCGCGGCAGACAGCACCACGACCGUUCAUUCCAUCUGGUGCUGGUCGAAUCACAAAAUUGGCGCAGUUGCAAUCGGAGGGCAAAGAGCUGGCUCGCCCAUGGUUCACAGUAGUGGUACGGUGACCUCAGAGACGUGA
Penicillium angulare is the source of this 648-nucleotide messenger RNA. RefSeq lists its product as uncharacterized. Lineage: Eukaryota; Fungi; Ascomycota; Eurotiomycetes; Eurotiales; Aspergillaceae. Bases 1 to 648 code for a protein of 215 amino acids. The transcript has 3 exons. The record is from RefSeq and is a predicted model, not a curated record.